Branchiostoma belcheri (Belcher's lancelet) is the source of this 2520-nucleotide messenger RNA. RefSeq names its product charged multivesicular body protein 4c-like. Gene Ontology annotation, cellular component: cytoplasmic side of plasma membrane; multivesicular body; ESCRT III complex. Gene Ontology annotation, biological process: vesicle budding from membrane; late endosome to vacuole transport via multivesicular body sorting pathway. The record is from RefSeq and is a predicted model, not a curated record. Bases 140 to 793 code for a protein of 217 amino acids. The transcript has 5 exons. Lineage: Eukaryota; Metazoa; Chordata; Leptocardii; Amphioxiformes; Branchiostomatidae.
GUGCGCAUGCGCUUUACACUGAUGAUGCCAUUGACUAUUUUUUGCUGAAGACUCAGCUGGACAAGCUUCCUCAGGUUUUACGCAAGAAUCAACGACUUCUACUCACUCUAAGGAAGUUUUCACACAAUAGACAGGCAACAUGAGUCUCAUAGCGAAGAUGUUUGGCGGUGGCAAGAAGCAGGCCCAGCCGACGCCGGGAGAAGCCAUCCAGAAGUUGAGGGAGACCGAGGAGAUGUUAGAAAAGAAAUCGGAAUUUUUGGAGUCUAAGGUCCAAAAGGAGUUAGCGAUAGCAAAAAAGAACGGCACAAAGAACAAGAGAGUUGCACUGCAGGCUCUGAAGAGGAAGAAGCGUUACGAGAAGCAGUUGACUCAGAUCGACGGUACACUGUCCACCAUCGAGUUCCAGAGGGAAGCACUGGAGAAUGCCAACACCAACACAGAAGUGCUGAAGACAAUGGGCUAUGCAGCAAAGGCUCUGAAAGCGGCUCACCAACACUUAGACAUAGAUACAGUGGAUGACCUCAUGGCAGACAUCCAGGAACAGCAAGAUCUGGCUCAGGAAAUCUCAGACGCAAUCUCAAAACCGGUGGGAUUUGGGGAAGAUGUGGAUGAGGAUGACCUCCUGGCAGAACUGGAGGAGCUUGAACAGGAAGACCUGGAUGAGAAACUCCUGGACAUCAACGCACCAACAGAAGAGCUACCCUCCGUGCCUGGUCACAAGAUCCCUGCAGCACAAGCAGCAGUUGCUGAUGAGGAUGAUGAGAUGAAAGAGUUGGCGGCCUGGGCCUCAUGAGCACCUACAAACUUACCCCCUGCCCCAUGUCACAACCCUCGAGAGAUGCAGAGGAAAGUUGAUACCAGAAACUCUACUGGUGUGAGGUUGCAUAGUGUAAAGCAAAACCACCCCUUGUGAAGAAGAUUUAACGGUGCCCAAAACUUACAACUUGAAUGAUUUAAACUUCAUUGUAUCUCUUUUCUUUGAACAAAAUCCUUGUCAUUUUUGAGGAGUGAUUUGGAUGUUGUUAAGUCUUUGGUUAAUGGAAGAAAUUAGAAUGAUCAGUACUUACUAUUGUAGGGAAAUUUUGAUGACUCUUCUGACUUCUUUGGUAGUACUGUAAUUGUAUCAUGGAUUUGGACAGUACUACCCUCAACAGAUGGAUUUGGCUUGAAUAGUCACUGGUUCAGUUUCUUAUAUCAACUCCUCUCCCCUACUGUCAUGUUUAUGUAAAUGUAUGAUAUCAAAUUCCAACACAGAAAUCAUCGCCAUCAAAUUGCCUUCAGUCUCAUGUGAUUUUUUUAUUGGCAUAAUGAUGUGUGACUUUUUUUUAGCUGUCGUGACAUUGGAGUAUUUUUCUUCAGUGUUUUUGAAUUUUUGCAGUUCUUUGUGAUUCAUGGUGGCAGGCACUGUAAAUAUUAUAAUACAUGUACACUGUCAACAUAGAAGUGUCAGCGCCAAUCUUAUAUCCGUCUGUACUUUACAUUGAGUGAUGCAUGGACAUACUAGUAGGGGUUAGACAGAAUGGUGACAUAUGGGCUAAUGUAAUCUAUUGAAAACAAUAUGUAUUAUUAUGCACUGCAUUUCUAUCAGAUUUGCAUUUAUUCAAGGCCUUUCCUAAAACAGAAGUAUCACUAUUGGUUUUUGGUAAUUUCAGUAUGGUGUAGAUAAGUUUGAGGAACACAGACUAGAGAAUAUGUAGAUGUGUGAUUUAAGUUAAGUGUAUUUGGAUAUGUAUACUUUAUUGCAGCUUGCCCUGUAACCUACUGCCUGGCUUUGGUUGGUGUUUUUGAUAGUGGUGUAAUAUUGAAGGUAAUAGAUGAGAAUGAUACAAAGAAAUUUUUUAAAGACUGGGGCAAAGAACAUUAUGUACAUUUUACAUAUAUAGACACAGUGCAUUUCUGGAAAUACACUGAAAUUAACACUGUGACUUGCGUGGUUGUAACUAUGGACACUCAGAAUGUACAAAAUGCCACUGAACAUACUCGUAAAACUUGUCUUGAUUGAUUAAACUAGAUGCUACACUGUCACACAGUUUACCCACUGUCUGUCUAGUACAAAGGAACACAUUAUAACAUUAUAACAUAGUAGCCUCCAUACAGAAGCUUCAAGAAGUCCCAUUGUUAUUUUUUUGGCAACGAAUACAUAAAUAUAAGUAUGAAAAAAAGGAGAAAAGGCAAUCUGUGUCAAACAUUAGUGAAAAACGAAACAUUUGUUAAUCAAGUAUACUCAAGCACAUGUAUGAAUACUGGAAUGAUAGUAGAGCAGAAUAACAGGUUGUCCUUUCUAUGUAUUAAUUCAAUCUUUACUAUAAAAGUUAUGUCUGUACGACCCUGGGUUUUUAUUGGCAAAGAUGUCAUUCAAGAAAUUUAUUGAUAUUGCUUAGAGUUUAGAGACAUAUUUUGUGCUCGAAGCAGCAGAUGUAAAUACUGAACACUGUGACAUGUUUUGAAAUAAUGAGACUGCUUUCAUUGAACAUUCUUCUUUUCGUGGCUGGUAGCAAUAAAGUCUGAAGUCUGAUCUGG